GAAUCCUCUAUAGCUCGACCUCGCGCGGUGUGUGUUGCUCUUAAUAGUAAAUUAUAUUUGGGAUAUAAAACUGAAAACAAAACAAACUAAAACAAACCAAAAGUGAAAUUUAUUAUACCAACAUGACAUUAUUGGCAAUCAAUUUUUCGGUGUAUUUGCUUCUGAUAACAACUGUUAAAUACCAUGAAGCUGUCGUGUGUGGAACACAUCCAGAUUCCUGUCCACCAGAGAAGAUAAAAUAUCGCCCAUUGGAUGGAUCUUGCAAUAAUUUAAAAAAUCCUGGAAUGGGGACUGCAAAUCAGCCGUAUGCUAGGUGGAUUGAGAAGCCCAAUUAUUCUGAUGGUAUAUCAGAACCACCGGUGGCGAAAAGUGGAAAACCUCUUCCAAGCGCACGCUUCGUCAGUGAACGAACAUCCAGGCAAAUCCCUACUGAACGUGCUAAUGUAGUUCGUUUAGUUGGUGGAUAUCACCAAUUCAUAGCCCACGAUCACAGUCUUAAUGUAUUACGUUCUAAGGGCGCAUGUUGCACGCCUGAUAUGCAUCCAUUGGCACAUACACCUGCGUUUUGUUUCAACAUAGAUGUACCCGAUAAUGACCCUGAUUACUCUCAAUACAAUGUUAGUUGUAUGCCCAUAGUUAAAACAACAACAACUAUUGACUUGGGUUGUACUGCAACAAACCCUAAACCAUAUGCAGAUCAAAUUUCAAUGGUGACAGGUGGUCUUGAUCUAAAUAUUGUGUACGGUGACACUGAAAGAGAAGCUAACGAAUUACGUACGUUUAGUGAGGGCCGCUUGAUAACUAGGAACGGGGGAUAUUUACCAAUCAGACCAGGAUGUGCCAUUCCUUCUAAUACUCCGCACGUUUGUUAUAAAGGAGGUGACUUUUAUAGACUCAACCAGAAUUUAGACGUUACCAUCAAACAUAUUAUAUGGGUUAGACUUCACGAGUGGUGUUGCGACCGUAUGGUAUCAAUAAAUCCACAUUGGAACGAUGAAAAGAUUUACCAAGAAUGCAGAAAACUUAGUAUUGCGAUACAUCAGCAUCUUGCUUUCAACGAAGUGUUCCCUGCCAUUAUCAGACGCAAAGCUAUGAAGAACAGAAAUCUUCUUUAUCCAUACAAGUUGUUCAAUAGAUCUAAAUACGAUCCUUCUUGCGAACUUAAUCCAUUGACUGAGUUUGCUAAUGGGGCUUACAGAAUAUUGCAUGCUGUUAUUGUUGCAUGCUUGAAAAUGGCUAAUGAAAAGCGUGAGAGUAUGGGCGAUUUGAAAUUUAUCGAUCACAUAAAUAAUCCUGCAGUACUUGAACUAAAUGGUACUUUUGAUCAUCUGAUACGUGGAGGUACUUGUCAAAGAGCUAACAAAGUCGGUUCGUCAUUUGACCCAGUUGUUACCACAAGCAUUCGGUUUGGUAUUAGUCCUUUCAAAUUUGGAGUAGACUUACAUGCCACAGAUAUUCAAAGGAGCAGAGAUCAUGCAAUCCCAACUUACAGUACCAUAAGAGCAAAGUGUGGACUUAAAAAAGCGACUUCCUUUGAUGACUUUCUAGAUGUAAUGACGCAAGAGAGAGCUGACUUAUUAGCAAGUGUUUAUGAAGAUGCGCAAGAUGUAGAAUUCAUAGUUGCUGCUGCGUUGGAAACGCCCAAGCCACAUUCUUUGCUGGGUCACACAGCGGAGUGCGUAUUUUUGGAGGCUCUCGAACGUAUGCAAAAAUGCGAUAGAUACUGGUGGGAUAAUAAUCAAAAUCAUUUUACGGAUCCUCAACUGGAAUCAAUACGAUCAAUGACUGUGGCUUCGCUCCUUUGUUUGACUGGCGAUAAUAUAAAAAAUAUGCAGCGCCACGCCAUGAAACCUAUUCAUCCUAUCAAUAAUCCAAUCGUAAGCUGUGCAGACCAACCUCCCAUGUCUAUGGAAGCUUUUAGAGAAAUUAGUUCAUUAUAAAAUCGUUUUUUGAAAAUUUCUUUGACAUAAUAAAAAUAAUUUUAAAUAUAAAAUAUGUAUAAAAAAAUUGUUAAUCCAAAAGAAUUGUUAUGUAUUUAAAUAGAUAGAGUAGAACCAGAUUUGCUG
Messenger RNA from Psylliodes chrysocephalus, 2066 nucleotides. The record is from the annotation of a GenBank genome assembly. Lineage: Eukaryota; Metazoa; Arthropoda; Insecta; Coleoptera; Chrysomelidae.